AUGAUACACUCCAAGGAUUGGUGGAAACCUCUCGCUAUAUUCGUCUGCUUUUUUCUUUCUCUUCCCUUUCCCGUCGAUGGACAAUCCAGCUCAAAUACCAAGGAUGUUGGAGCUCAGGCGUUUGCAUUCGAUCUUGGUGGAGUCCAAUUGACACAAGACCGCUUCCUGGAAAACCAAGGCCGGACCCUGAGAUAUUUGAAAGAAAUAGACGUCGACAGACUACUCUACGUCUUCCGGGUGACCCACGGAUUAUCCACAAAACAAGCAACGCCUAAUGGUGGCUGGGAUGCUCCGGAUUUUCCGUUCCGUUCGCAUAUCCAGGGUCAUUUCCUCAGUGCCUGGGCUCAAUGUUAUGCGGUACUCCGCGACCAAACAUGUUAUGAUCGAGCGACCUACUUUGUUGCCGAGCUGGCCAAAUGCCAGGCUAACAACAAGGCUGCUGGCUUCACGGACGGAUAUGUAUCUGGCUUUCCAGAAUCAGAGUUUGCAAAACUCGAAAACAGCACCCUGACAAACGGCAAUGUCCCGUAUUACGCGGUACACAAGACUCUUGCAGGCCUCCUUGACAUCUGGCGCUUGACAAAAGACACUAUAUCUCGAGACGUCUUACUGUCCUUAGCCAGCUGGGUCGACAAACGCACCGAACCGUUGAGUUACGAUGCAAUGCAAAAGUUGUUACAAACAGAAUUCGGCGGUAUGAAUGAAGUGAUGGCUGACCUCUACCACCAAACCGGUGACAAGAGAUGGCUUACCGUUGCCCAACGCUUUGAUCAUGGCGUUAUAUUUGACCCCCUUGCAGCCGACAUAGAUGAGUUCGACAGUCUACAUGCAAACACUCAAGUACCAAAGUGGAUUGGGGCCGCUCGCGAAUACAAAGCCACCGGACAAUCUCGCUACCUUGAUAUUGCCCGGAAUGCCUGGGAAAUAAAUGUCAAAUCGCACACGUACGCAAUCGGUGGUAACAGCCAAGCCGAACACUUCCAUGCCCCAAAUGCGAUCGCCGAUUAUCUUGACAAUGACACAUGUGAAGCAUGUAAUUCCUAUAAUAUGCUCAAGCUGACUCGCGAGCUGUGGCUCGUUGAUUCCGAGAACUCGGCAUAUUUCGACUUCUACGAAAACGCCUUACUCAACCACCUGUUGGGCCAACAGAACCCUUAUGAUCACCAUGGCCACAUCACUUACUUCACUCCUCUCAACGCCGGAGGUCGCCGUGGUGUUGGUCCCGCCUGGGGUGGCGGUACUUGGAGUACGGACUACGACUCAUUCUGGUGCUGUCAAGGAACAGCACUCGAAACGAACACAAAGUUGAUGGACUCGAUCUACUUCUACAAUGACUCCACGUUGUUUGUCAACUUGUUCAUGUCUUCUGUCCUGAAAUGGCCGGAGAUGGGUAUUACCCUGAAACAGUCUACGACUUACCCAGUCGGGGAUAAAUCGAAACUAGAAGUCUUCGGCAGUGGUCACUGGACGAUGAAUAUUCGCAUCCCUACAUGGACAUCAAGCGCAGAGCUGACGCUGAAUGGAAAAGCUGUACCUGAUGUUAAGGCUAGUCCCGGAACUUACGCUCAGAUCUCGCGUAUAUGGGCCGAUGGAGAUGUCGUUGUGAUCCGCUUUCCCAUGAGUCUGCGUACAGUGGCUGCAAAUGACAAUUCAAGUAUUGCUGCAGUUGCUUAUGGGCCAACUAUCUUGUGCGGCAAUUACGGAAACCAAACGCUGAGUAGUAUUCCUACUCUCGCCCUUGACUCUAUCAAACGCUCCGGCGCUUCUGGUCUUGACUUCAUCUCCAUCGCCGAUGGAGGACAUGUUACACUGAGCCCUUUCUAUGAUGCCCAGGGAUACAAUUAUAAUGUAUAUUGGGCUACCACAGGAAGUCUGUGA
This is a messenger RNA of Penicillium roqueforti, 1878 nucleotides long. RefSeq names its product CAZyme family GH146. NCBI's taxonomy places the organism in Eukaryota, Fungi, Ascomycota, Eurotiomycetes, Eurotiales, Aspergillaceae. The transcript has a single exon. Gene Ontology annotation, biological process: carbohydrate metabolic process. The coding region runs from base 1 to 1878 and encodes 625 amino acids. The record is from RefSeq and is a predicted model, not a curated record.